AUGUCUGGAGGUUCUCCGGGUGUCCCGUUGCGGCGGGAGCCCCUCUCUCCGCAGCGGCUUCGUGAGUGGUACGCUCGGCGCUGUCACCGUGCUACUGGUGCUGCUGUAGCUGCUGGAGGUGCUGCUGGUGCUGGAGCUACUGGAGGUGCUGCUGGUGCUGGAGCUGCUGGAGGUGCUGCUGGUGCUGGAGCUGCUCGAGGUGCUGCUGGUGCUGGAGCUGCUGGGGGUGCUGCUGGUGCUGGAGCUGCUGGAGGUGCUGCUGGUGCUGGAGCUGCUGGAGGCGCUGCUGGUGCUGGUGAUGGAGCUGCUGGUGCUGCAGGCGUUGGCGCUGCAUGUACUGGAGCUGGUGGUGCUGCGGGAGUUGUUUCUCGAGACCCUGGAUCUAAGGGUACUGGUGCUGUCUCUGCUGUUUCUGGAGGCGCUGCGCGACCGCGGCCGUACUACGUUCCGCUCCUUCAGCAGCGUGUCCCUCUGCCGUCUCCUCCUGCGUCCUCUCUUCCUGACCGUCCGGACCCGGAGUCUGACUCCCUUCGUGCUGCUAGUCCUACUGUCACGCGCUUUCUGGCCACUACUGUCACUGACCCUUUAUUUGAGUCCACUGCUGCGUCUGCUCUCGUUGCUGAGCUUGUUGACUUUGCUGCAGCCUGUCGCCUAGACUUUGCCACUAGUCUUGUUGCUGAGUCUGCGUCUGAGUCUGUCUGUCCUCCGUCCGUCGGGGGUGAGAGUGCUCUUGGCACGGACGUUCUUGAGGACAGACAGGAGGAGUUUGAGUGCUUUGCCGCUGCUGUACCUCAUCUCUGGCAGGCAGCCAUGGACGCCGAGAUGGCUUCCUGGAAGUCCACAGGCACCUACAUCGACGAGGUUCCCCCGCCUGGGGCGAACAUCGUCAGUGGCAUGUGGAUCUUCAGGGUGAAGCGGCCGCCGGUUUCUCCGCCUGUCUUCAAGGCGCGUUACGUUGCACGUGGCUUCAGUCAGCGACAGGGAGUUGACUUCUUCCAGACCUUCUCCCCUACCUUGAAGAUGACAACUGUUCGGGUGCUAGUGCACGUCACCGCUCAGCGUGACUACGAGCUACACUUGCUUGACUUCAGCACAGCCUUCCUACAGAGCAGCCUGCACGAGGAGAUCUGGCUGCGCCGCCCACCUGGCUUCACUGGGUCGUUUCCUGCUGGUACCCAGUGGAGCCUCCGGCGGCCAGUCUACGGUCUCCGCCAGGCACCCCGUGAGUGGCACGACACGCUGAGGACGACUCUUGCUACUCUUGGUUUUGCUCCUUCCACUGCUGACCCGUCACUGUUUUUACGCACUGACUCCACUCUGCCGCCGUUCUACGUUCUCGUGUACGUAGACGACCUUGUCUUUGCUACUGCUGACACUGAGGCACUCGCCCACGUGAAGUUCGAGCUGCAGAAGAGACACACGUGCACAGACCUGGGUGAACUAACAAGCUAUCUUGGCUUGCGGAUCACCCGGGACAGAGCACAGCGCACCAUUACCUUGACUCAGUCACACAUGGUGCACCAGGUCCUUCAGCGCUUCGGCUUCAUGUACUCCUCGCCACUGUCCACUCCUCUGCCUACCGGUCACUCGCUCUCAGCUCCACCUUCGGACGAAUCCGUAGAGCCGAGUGGCCUGUAUCCAGAGCUUGUGGGCUGCCUCAUGUACCUGAUGACUUGCACACGACCUGACCUCGCAUACCCUCUCAGCCUUCUGGCUCGCUACGUGGCUCCCGGCAGGCACCGAAAGGUGCACUGGGAUGCUGCGAAGAGGGUGUUGCGCUACUUGUGCAUUACGUCGGGCAUGGGGCUCGUGCUUGGAGGACGGGCUCGAGUUGUCCUCAGUGGUCACGCAGACGCUUCCUGGGUUGAUGACUUGGCUACGCAGCGGUCGUCACAGGGUUACACCUUCAGCCUUGGGUCCGGUUCUGUCUCUUGGCAGUCUACCCGCUCGUCUUCGGUUCUCAGCUCCAGUUGUGAGGCUGAGAUCUACGCUGGGGCCAUGGCUGCACAGGAGUUACGCUGGCUCACCUACCUGCUGACCGACUUGGGAGAGGUGCCUCGUUCUCCUCCAAUUCUGUACGUCGACAAUAAGGCCAUGCUUGCCUUGUGUCAGGAGCACAGACUGGAGCACAGAAUGAAGCACAUUGCUCGAGAGUUGCAGCAGCGUGGCCAGCUUCGUCUCGCUUACGUGGCCUCACAGGCCAACACUGCUGAUGUUUUCACCAAGGCACUUCAGCCUUGUGAUCAUCAGCGUUUCUAUACUGUUCUAGGCCUUGUACCUACUGUGCCUCACUUGCUUACUUCUUGA
This is a messenger RNA of Closterium sp. Naga37s-1, 2307 nucleotides long. The record is from the annotation of a GenBank genome assembly. Lineage: Eukaryota; Viridiplantae; Streptophyta; Zygnematophyceae; Desmidiales; Closteriaceae.